AUGCUGAGAUCACUGCUGCUUUCCGAGACUUCUGCUAUCAGAUACACUCUCCAUAGCAGUAACAGAUGGCCAACUGGCGCGCUGUCGCGUAAAUCACAUCACGCCUCUGCGGCCAUCAUCAAGGCAUACGAACUUAACGCUUCAAAGCAGGAGAAUGGCCUACAAUCUACCGAGGCUAUCCGUGAUCAACUAAGGUCGCUUCGGGGAGCUACUCUAUCUAAGCAGGAGGCAUUUCUCGCGUUACAGUUUUGCUUACGAGUCGGAUAUUUUGAGAAAGAUCUGCUGAGUAACUGCAUGUGUCUCGUAGAGUCAGGCUACUAUAAUCCUGUAUUGAAGACGCCUUGGAACGGAGAUGAUUCACCUCCUCUUAAAAAUGUUUCAGAACUUCCUAACAACUGCUUCGACGCCGUCAAUGGGAUGCCAAUAUCUGACAAGGCGACAAUGUGGCAAGAUAGACUCAUGAAAAUGCGGCGUACCCCUCGCGGUCAGAGAGAAACUCACACAUCACGUGGAAUAACCGACGUAGACCCGGAGAAGCGCGAAAUAUUCACUACGAGAAAGCUCGGUAAGGUAGUGGAUCCUAAACCGCUGCGGGUACGAGUCCGGGAUAUGCCACCUGGCAAGAAGCUAUGCAGCGCUGUGGCUUUUCAACUUAGGGAAGCGGUAGAUGGUGCAUCGUUAACAGAGCUGGGUGACAUCUCCACUAUGUUCGCCGCAAGGUUGCCGCUCAGCGGUCAGCUAAAUGAUGACACCAUGGAAUUGCUGGCAGAGAGGCUCGGAUAUUAUACGCCGGAAGAACUGGCCACACAAAUAAGUCAUAUUGCUAUAGUUUCCAGUGCAGCUACUGCGCGAUAUGUGGAAACGUGGUCGCACAGAAGAGCGCUGGGUAGCACGCGGGCAUCGCAGGCGCACAGGCUUUAUCGCAUAGGAAGGAAAACGCUGCCGAAGCAGUUUUUGACAAAACUGUCCGUGGCCGCCGAAUUAUACGCACGAGAAAGGGUGACACCGGUAGCUUUAGGGUUCCGAUUGGGAUACCACAUGGACGCAACAGAGCAACAGUUCUUCACGCUGCGUUCGCUGGCCCGAUCCGAUACGCCUCUAUCUAUGACACAGUGGGACUUAUUGCUCGCAUCUGCCGAAGAAAGCUUAGAUGGGGAUGCAGAGGUAAAUGCACGUUGCGUAAUAUGGUUGCUGGAUGCGAUCAACGCUGCGAAAUACACCACGCUAAGUACGAUCCACUUGGCCAGGAUGUUGACGGCAAAGUGCGAAAUUGCAUCAGAUGUGGAUCGCAAUCAUACGCAUGUCGAUACAUUUGAUGUAAAACCUAUGCUGCGCUUCGUUGAAGAGAAUUCUUUGGGUGAUGAUGCGAAGAGAAUCAUCAAAGCGGUCGCAGGCGUGAAUGAUUCCAUAUCAGACUCUUGA
Messenger RNA from Babesia bigemina, 1422 nucleotides. RefSeq lists its product as hypothetical. Lineage: Eukaryota; Apicomplexa; Aconoidasida; Piroplasmida; Babesiidae. The transcript is spliced from 3 exons. The record is from RefSeq and is a predicted model, not a curated record. Bases 1 to 1422 code for a protein of 473 amino acids.